GUCCCGUCGGCAGGCCCCACAGAGUCAGACAGCAGGCAGCAGCUGCAGCGAGAGGAGACCACCGCAUUACGCUCUCCAUUUAAAAAAAGAAGACACGCACACACCCUCAUACUCACAGCGACACAUUUCUUAGCUUUAGACGUACUGUGCACAAAACGACAGCACGCUCAACAUCCGACAUGGUGGACCGCGAGCAACUGGUGCAGAAGGCCAGGCUGGCCGAGCAAGCUGAGAGAUAUGACGAUAUGGCAGCUGCCAUGAAGUCGGUCACAGAGCUGAACGAAGCACUUUCCAAUGAAGAGAGGAACCUGCUCUCCGUAGCCUACAAGAACGUAGUCGGCGCGCGGCGUUCAUCCUGGCGCGUCAUCUCCAGCAUUGAGCAGAAGACGUCCGCCGACGGUAACGAAAAGAAGAUCGAGAUGGUGCGGGCCUACCGGGAAAAAAUCGAGAAGGAGCUGGAGACCGUUUGCCAGGAUGUGCUCAACCUCCUCGACAACUUCCUGAUCAAGAACUGCAACGAGACGCAGCACGAGAGCAAGGUCUUCUACCUGAAGAUGAAGGGCGACUACUACCGCUACCUGGCUGAGGUGGCCACCGGCGAGAAGCGAGCCGCCGUCGUCGAAUCCUCCGAGAAGUCGUACAGCGAGGCCCACGAGAUCAGCAAAGAGCACAUGCAGCCCACUCACCCCAUCCGCCUGGGCUUGGCUCUCAACUACUCCGUCUUCUACUACGAGAUCCAAAACGCCCCCGAGCAGGCGUGCCACCUGGCCAAGACCGCCUUCGACGACGCCAUCGCUGAGCUGGACACCCUCAACGAGGACUCCUACAAAGACUCCACUCUCAUCAUGCAGCUGCUACGAGACAACUUGACGCUGUGGACAAGCGACCAGCAGGACGACGAGGGCGGCGAGGGCAACAACUAAGGAGAGUCUGCAACCUCACUUCUGCCGAAAAAACACCACAACAGUCGCGCUCACAAAUGACAAAAUAAAAUAAUCCUGAAAAAGUUAGCAAUUAAGAUAAACAGCGGGUGGGGGGUAAGUGGUGGAACAUCGGCAGCCAACGGUAUUAACACGGCUGCUGUUCUUUAUUUUUCCACAAAAGUUAAAGUAGGAGAAAAGAAGACCUUAGCUUGAGGUAUAAACUACAGUUAUUCGAAAAAAAAAUACAUAAAAGAAGAACAAAUCCCCCUUCUUGGUAGCCUCUGCAGCAUUUGCUAGAAUACCGCCGAGAAGCAAGAGGUGUGUCUUUGGCGCCGGCGUGAAGAUGGCUGGUUAGAGGCUGGCGUCAUUGCGCAAAUGAAGCGGAGGUUGUCUUAUUGCAUUGAAUGAGGGGGAGAAGUACCCAGAAAUUGAGUUUUGAUGUUCUGAGCAACAGGGAAAAAAAAUUUCAGUAACCUUGAAUGUCAUGAACCUUGCUUUUCCCGAGAGGGCAAAGCACACGGAUGACAAAACGCGGCUUAUAGGGGUGUCUACAUACAUGCAUAAUGACGUGACAUCUUUAGUUUGCAGCACACUAUGGUCGUUGAGUGAAAAGCAGGAUGUCUCCGUUAUUGAAGAUAACAUGGAGAAGGGAAAAAAAAGUGUUCUUUUUGUUUUGCUUUGUGUCAGGUGUGUGUCCGGCUAAGUCACACAGUCAUACUGUAACUAAAUAGAACUUCAUAAAGUAAACUUAGUGCAGCUUGUCCCUAUCAUGUGCUGAUGUGCUUUAUUGAAUAAAUUAACUGUUUUUGGACACCUAAUCCUUAGUGUCAGUAUUGUCGUCACUUAUAAUAGCCUCAACUGGCUCCUGUUUGGAGAAAAACGAUUCUAAUCACAGAAGUCACAUAGCAAAAAAAAAAAA
Molecule: messenger RNA, 1842 nt
Organism: Hippocampus comes (tiger tail seahorse)
Lineage: Eukaryota; Metazoa; Chordata; Actinopteri; Syngnathiformes; Syngnathidae
Gene: ywhag1
Product: 3-monooxygenase/tryptophan 5-monooxygenase activation protein, gamma polypeptide 1
Exons: 2
Coding region: 180-923 (247 amino acids)
Source: RefSeq, a predicted model, not a curated record